AUGCGGAUUAAAGCUGUACUCCUUGUUACUUUAGCACUCUUCUUUGCAAUAAUUGGUCUUAUCUUUCAUUUUUUAGCAUUGUUUAGUAAACGAUGGACAGUAGCUAUUCCUCGUCAACCUCGAGAACCUAAUGAUCAAAUUCAUUAUUAUAGUUUAUGGACACGAUGUCAAUAUUCAAAUACAUCAUUUGUCAUUCCAGACAUAUCAUCUCAACCAAAUAUAGAAAAUUUUGUUUGUCGUCCAAAUACUUAUUUACGUUAUGAUAUUAAUAAUGAAGAAAUAAGUAAAAAAUGUUAUUUAAGUCGUCAUCAAUGUUCAUCUAUUAUUGGUGUUGAUCCUGAUUGUAAAUGCAAAUAUUUACCAAUAACACAAAUUCAACAAUGUUUAUAUCUUAGAUUAAUUGCUUCACCACAAAAUGCAAGUGCAACAUUACUAUUAGCUCUUGCACCUAUGGCACUUCUCACUAUAGCAUUAUUAUUGAUGAUUAUAACAAUGAUACUCGUCGGUGCUUAUUUAAGACGUAAUGAAUAUGAAGAUUAUGAUAUGAAAUUACCAAAACAUAUUUUUCCUCCAUUAUCUAUACUAUCUGAAACAUUUAAUUUAUAUCGACUUAAUGCUUUUUUUAAAAAUUAUAAAGAUCCUAUUGUACAUCGAAAUGCUAUUUCAACAUUCAAAUCAAUUCAUGAAGAACGUUUUCAUGCUCGUAUUGAUUGGUCAGCGGGAGCGGAAAUUGUUGCUAUUCUAGUUACAUUAAUUACAUACAUAUUGAGUAUUAUUCUAGCUGUAGCCCAAAUUAUUCAUAGUUUUUACUUUAAUUAUUCAACUAUGCAAAUUCGUAGUGUUGUACUUGUAACAUUAGCCCUAUUUUUGGGUAUUGCUGCAUUAGUUCUUCAUUUAUUGGCUAUGUGUUCACCUCGUUGGAAAAUAACUAAACGAGAUCGUGCACCCAUAAUGGCACCAGUUAGUUAUGGUCUUUGGCAACGAUGUGAAUAUGCAAAUAUAACAAUAAUGAAACAAGGAAUUGCACUUGGCAUUCGACCAAAUGUUCAAAUAUGUCGACCAAAUCGUUAUAUGAGAUAUUCAUCAGAUAAUUUCGAUACAUGUUAUCAUAUUCGUCGUAAUUGUCCAGUUACAGAACAGGAACAAUUACCUGAAGGUUGUUUAUGUCGAUAUUUACCAUCAGCAAAAGGUUUACAAUGGUUAACAGUUUUAGCUGCAAUUUUUCUUGUUCUUGGUUUACUUUUACUUUAUUUAAAAACAAUAGCAUCACCACAAAAUGAUGUUGCAGUAUUAUUAAUUGGUUUUGGACCAUUUAUUUGUUUUCUUUUAGCAUUACUUUUAAUGAGUACAGCAUUAAUUCUUGUGGGUACAUAUCUUCGCCGCGAUACUUAUGAAGAUUAUACAUUUCCAUUAACAUCUGUAGCAACUGACGCAAAAGAUGUACAAGGUUUUGAUUUGCAUAGUCUUCGUAAUUAUGCUAAACGUUAUGAAUCAAAAUUUACUCAUGAUCAAUAUGUUAAUGCUGAAAAUGAAUUGCGUACAGAUGCUCAUACUCAUUAUCAUACAACAAUUGGAUGGGCUACUGGUUUUGAAAUUAUUGCAACUGUAUUAGUAUUUUUUGUUACUGCAUUAACAUUUUUACUUGUACAAUCAUCAAGAUCAGAUGAUAUGUAA
Molecule: messenger RNA, 1674 nt
Organism: Rotaria sordida
Lineage: Eukaryota; Metazoa; Rotifera; Eurotatoria; Philodinida; Philodinidae
Source: the annotation of a GenBank genome assembly